Molecule: messenger RNA, 528 nt
Organism: Lichtheimia ornata
Lineage: Eukaryota; Fungi; Mucoromycota; Mucoromycetes; Mucorales; Lichtheimiaceae
Exons: 3
Coding region: 1-528 (175 amino acids)
Source: RefSeq, a predicted model, not a curated record
AUGUGGAUCAACAUCCUUUUGCCGCCCGUGGAGGAUGUUUUGGAUGAAGUGGCUGCAGAUCGAGUGGUGCAUGAGUUUAAGCCAUCAGACCACGUUGCACAACUGGCUGCGCGAAAAUGCACGCCUCACUUUCCGUCAUAUCUCAGAUAUGCCUACGCUGAUGUGCAUGAAGGCUGUGUGUUCAUCAGGGAGGCUGCUUUCGUGAGUGAUGCCAACAGGAGCUAUCCAUUAAAGCCUCGUGAAUCCCACAGAAGGCGUGCCAUUGGGGAAAAUCCCCACCCUGACACGUGCAUUCUUGUGGCGAUUUCGGCUGGUGGCCUUGUUGCUCACAAGAUGAAGAGCAUGGGUUCGGUUACCACGUCGACCGAAUUCGCAGGCUUUGUGCAAAUGGUGCUUAAGAGUAUCCGUUCUGAAGCAACCAUGUUCUAUGGCUUCGACAGUGCACCUGCCGAGAUAGCCAAUGCUAUCGAAGUCAGGUUGCAAGUCGUGGCCAUGAACCGCAAAGCUUUCUUCCUUCGUCGUAGUUAA